AGGUGGGAGGAGGCGGCGUUUCCGGCCGCCGUCGCUGUCCAGGGAGGCUGAGGCGACAGGGAGCUGUCCGGGUGGGGAGUCCGCACUACCUUAUUCCUCUAACUCCUCCUCUGGGUGAGGGGAGCGAAAGUUGGGGCCCCGACCCCAUGGACCGGGAGGAGGCGGAGGCCGCCGAGAGUCGGGGCCCCGCUGUGUGGCCCUGAGCCCCGGGGACUGGUUCCGCCUUUCUGGAAGGCCAUGGAGAAGAGGCUGGGAGUCGAGCCAAGCACUGCUUCCCGGAUUUUAUCAGGAUUUUGUUGGCAGACAUCUGUGGAGUGGUUGAGAAGCCUGUACCUGUUUUAUACUUGCUUCUGCUUCAGUGCUCUGUGGUUGUCAACAGAUGCCAGUGAGAGCAGGUGCCAGCAGGCGAAGACACAAUUUGGAGUUGGCCUGAGAUCUGGGGGAGAAAAUCACCUCUGGCUUCUUGAAGGCACCUCCUCUCCCCAGUCAUGUUGGGCUGCCUGCUGCCAGGACUCUGCCUGUCAUGCCUUUUGGUGGUUAGAAGGGAUGUGCGUGCAGGCAGACUGCAGCAGGCCCCAGAGCUGCCGGGCCUUCAGGACAGACUCUUCCAAUUCCAUGCUGGUCUUUUUAAAAAUAUUCCAAACUGCAGAUGAUUUGGGCUUUCCACCUGAAGAUGGUGUACCACAUAUUCUGGGGCUACAUUGGAGCAGGGCAUCUUGGAGGAGACAGAACCCACGCAGAGCUCCACUCAGACCUGCUGUAUCUUUCAGUGACCAGCAGAGCUUAAUCAGGAAGCCUUGGAAGAGAGAGAGUCCCAGUGAAGAAGUAGUUACACCUUUAGUGACACAGCAUUCUGAAAUGAAUGACUCCAAGGAACUAGGUGAUCUGCAUAUCAAUGGCUCUGCAGAGGUCCACAAGGCAGUUACAACUUCCAAUCCCUUAACUGUAGACCUGACUGCAGAGAUUCCUGUUUGGUUAAAGAAUAUAUCAGUCCAGCCUGAGCCAUCAGAGGAUCCCGGUACUACGCCUAGUACUCAGCAAGUAAACAGGCCUGGGAAAAUCCAGAUUGCUACCCCUCUGCCAGUGGCUCCCUCCUACAGUUAUGCUACCCCCACCCCCCAGGCCUCUUUGCAGAGCACCUCAGCACCAUACCCAGUUAUAAAGGAACUGGUGGUAUCUGCUGGAGAUAGUGUCCAGAUGACCCUGCCUAAGAAUGAAGUUCAAUUAAAUGCAUAUGUUCUCCCAGAACCACUUGAAGGAGAAACCUACACCUAUGAGUGGCAGCUGAUUACUCAUCCUAAAGACUACAGUGGAGAAGUGGAAGGGAAACAUUCCCAGAUCCUCAAACUAUCCAAGCUCACUCCAGGCCUGUAUGAAUUCAAAGUGAUUGUAGAUGGUCAAAAUGCCCAUGGGGAAGGCUAUGUGAACGUGACGGUAAAACCAGAGCCCCGUAAGAAUCGGCCUCCUGUUGCCAUUGUGUCACCACAGUUCCAGGAGAUCUCUCUGCCAACCACUUCUACAGUCAUUGAUGGCAGCCAAAGCACUGAUGAUGAUAAAAUCGUCCAGUACCAUUGGGAAGAACUUAAGGGGCCUCUGAGAGAAGAGAAGAUUUCUGAAGAUACGGCCAUAUUAAAACUAAGUAAGCUCGUCCCUGGGAACUACACUUUCAGCUUGACUGUCGUAGACUCGGAUGGAGCCACCAACUCCGCCACUGCAAGCCUGACAGUGAACAAAGCCGUGGAUUACCCCCCCGUGGCCAAUGCAGGCCCCAACCAAGUGAUCACCCUGCCCCAAAACUCCAUCACCCUCUUUGGGAACCAGAGCACUGAUGACCACGGCAUCACCAGCUAUGAGUGGUCACUCAGCCCGCGCAGCAAAGGGAAAGUGGUGGAGAUGCAGGGUGUUAGAACACCAACCCUGCAGCUCUCUGCCAUGCAAGCCGGAGACUACACCUACGAGCUCAAAGUGACUGACACAAUAGGACAAGAGGCCACCGCUCAAGUGACUGUUAUUGUGCAGCCUGAAAACAACAAGCCUCCUCAGGCAGAUGCAGGUCCAGAUAAAGAGCUGACCCUUCCCGUGGACAGCACAACCCUGGAUGGCAGCAGAAGUUCAGAUGAUCAGAAGAUUACCUCGUAUCUCUGGGAAAAAACAAAGGGACCUGAUGGGGUACAGCUUGAGAAUGCUAACAGCAGUCUUGCCACUGUGACGGGGCUGCAAGUGGGAACCUAUGUGUUCACCUUGACUGUCAAAGAUGAGAGGAACCUGCAAAGCCAGAGCUCUGUGAAUGUCAUUGUCAAAGAAGAAAUGAACAAACCACCUACAGCCAAGAUAACUGGGAAUGUGGUGAUUACCUUGCCCAUGGACACAGCAGCGCUGGAUGGCUCCAAGUCCUCAGAUGACAAGGGAAUAGUCAGCUACCUCUGGACUCGAGAUGAUGGGAGCCCAGCAGCAGGGGAGGUGUUAAAUCACUCUGACCACCACCCUAUCCUCUUUCUUUCCAACCUGGUCGAGGGAACUUACACAUUUCACCUGAAAGUGACUGAUGCGAAGGGUGAGAGUAACACAGACCGGACCACUGUGGAGGUGAAACCUGAUCCCAGGAAAAACAACCUGGUGGAGAUCAUCUUGGAUGUCAACGUCAGUCAGCUAACUGAGAGGCAGAAGGGGAUGUUCAUCCGCCAGAUUGGGGUCCUCCUGGGGGUGCUGGAUUCCGACAUCAUUGUGCAAAAGAUUCAGCCGUACACGGAGCAGAGCACCAAGAUGGUAUUUUUUGUUCAAAAUGAGCCUCCCCACCAGAUCUUCAAAGGCCAUGAGGUGGCAGCGAUGCUCAAGAGCGAGUUGCGGAGGCAAAAUGCAGACUUUCUGAUAUUCAGAGCCCUGGAAAUCAACACUGUCACGUGCCAGUUGAACUGUUCUGACCAUGGCCAUUGUGAUUCAUUCACCAAACGCUGUAUCUGUGACCCUUUUUGGAUGGAGAAUUUCAUCAAGGUGCAGCUGAAGGAUGGAGACAGCAACUGUGAGUGGAGCGUGUUAUAUGUCAUCAUUGCUUCCUUUGUCAUUGUUGUUGCCUUGGGAAUCCUGUCCUGGACUGUGAUCUGUUGUUGUAAGAGGCAAAAAGGAAAACCCAAGAGGAAAAGCAAGUACAAGAUCCUGGAUGCCACAGAUCAUGAGAGUCUGGAUCUGAAGCCAACCUCCCGAACAGUGGUAUUUGUAUCAGCCAGAGGGAAGCGAUCUUGCUGUUGGAUGGGAUCUGCCCUAAAGCUAUUGGCAGACAACCUUUUAUGCUGUGGCCCCUCUACAGCCAGAGGGAUAAGUAGUGAAGGCAUCAAACAGAAAGGGCCAAUGCUGAGCAGCAGCCUGAUGCACUCCGAGUCGGAGCUGGACAGCGAUGACGCCAUCUUCACGUGGCCAGACCGAGAGAAGGGCAAACUCCUGCACGGUCAGAAUGGCUCCGUGCCCAACGGGCAGACCUCGCUUAAGGCCAGGAGCUCACGGGAAGAGAUCUUGUAGCCACCUGGUCUGUCUCCUCAGGGUGGGGGUUGGCAGUGCCGGAGUCCAGAGCAUUGCCAGGCUGGUUCUCUUACCUCCCAUGUCUGUGGGCAGCUGUUCUCCCAGCAUCUGCUGGUCACUCCAGCCUAACACUCCCAACCAGAGCUGCUCAUACUUGAAUCCAGAGACGUUCUCCGGGAACCCCUGAACGAAGCUGUGAACGAAGGUUUCCUCUUUACACCCGUCUGGUAGGCCCCCCAGAAUAUCCUCACCUCAGGGCCUCCUUUUUCGCAAACUCCUCCCCAGCUCUGAGAGCGGACACAGCCAGCUCCUGGCCUCCUCUCCAGCUCUCUCUUGGCAGUGUUGCUGCUCCCAGGGCGCCUGCACAGUGAGCCUGGCUGUGUCCCCCACACCUGGGUGCAGAACCAAGCGCCACCAGCCUCCUGCUCCAAGAGCCUGCCUGCAGCCAUGUUCUCUGUUCUCUCCUUUGGGAUGGAGUGUGCCCUCUCGCUGGGUCCAGUGGAAGUAGCGCUCCUUCUCCUCACCACUGAUGCUGGGCUGGUGGAGCAGAAAUGGUGUCUGGCCCAAGAUUAGGGGAGGACUGGCUGUUUCAGGAAUGGAGAGGGGUCCCUCUGGCUGCUGGGCGGUUGUGUUUAGAGCAGCUAGGCUGGACGCAGCCUGCCUCCCUCCUCCUCCUGACCAGCCCUGGCUGCCUCAGGGCUCAGGCCACCGCCCCCUGUGCCCAGAAGAGACAGCUACAGACAGACUGGAACGUCGUGGCAUGAGAGCGCAUGUGUGCAACUACCCCCCUAUGGUCUCCUCUAUGUCCGUCUGUCCGUGUGUCUUCUGUGUCCCUUGCAUGUGUGUGUGUGUUAGAGGACGUGUAUGUGCAUCAGCUCCUCAGAGGGCUCUCGGCUACUCACAAGGCAACCUUGACCUGGAAAGACUUUCAGCUCCUUGGAACAGAGACUUCCUGAAUCCCUCUGGCCCUGUCAUGGGUUCCUCAGCCAUGGUAUUUGGGUGUUGAGGAAUGGGAGCUUUGGGGGACUGACUUUUUAAAAAGAAACUUACAGUUUAUACUACUGCACUACUGUCUGUUGUGAGAUGAUUAAACAUGCUAUUUAAUUGUA
Messenger RNA from Diceros bicornis minor, 4622 nucleotides. Its product is annotated as KIAA0319 like. Gene Ontology annotation, cellular component: cytoplasmic vesicle; plasma membrane. The transcript is spliced from 22 exons. The record is from RefSeq and is a predicted model, not a curated record. The coding region runs from base 238 to 3513 and encodes 1091 amino acids. NCBI's taxonomy places the organism in Eukaryota, Metazoa, Chordata, Mammalia, Perissodactyla, Rhinocerotidae.